AUGAAUGGACAGUCUUUGGUUGGCGCUGGUGAUGCCCCUAGUGGUCGUCUUUGGAAGGACCCCUGUGGAGAUAAGGCUGGGGAGGCCGCGCUCAGAGGCUUCGCCGGGCUCAGCAUGGCCCCAGCACAGGGGCCCCCGGAUCAGGAGCCAGAGGAAGAGAUAACCAUGGAGGAUAGUCCCACUAUGGUUAAAAUGGACCAGGGUGAAAAUCAGGUUUUACCAAGUCCAAGAAGAAGGUACCUCCCCAAGGCACUUGGCUACGUCACCGGUGAUAUGAAAGAAUUUGCCAGCUGGCUUAAAGACAAACCACAGGUGCUCCAGUUCGUUGAUUGGGUUCUUCGGGGCAUAUCCCAAGUGGUGUUUGUCAGCAACCCCAUCAGUGGAAUCCUGAUUCUGGUGGGACUCCUGGUCCAGAAUCCCUGGUGGGCUCUCAAUGGCUGUGUGGGAACAGUGAUCUCCACCCUGACGGCCCUAUUGCUUGCCCAGGACAGGUCAGCAAUCGCUGCAGGACUCCAGGGCUACAAUGCCACGCUGCUGGGGAUCCUCAUGGCUGUGUUUUCAGACAAGGGCAACUAUUUCUGGUGGCUGUUAUUCCCUGUGUCUGCUAUGUCCAUGACUUGUCCAAUUUUCUCAAGUGCGUUGAACUCCUUGUUCUGCAAAUGGGACCUCCCCGUCUUCACGCUGCCCUUCAACAUGGCAUUAUCAAUGUACUUAUCGGCCACAGGACAUUACAAUCCAUUCUUCCCAGGCAAAUUGUUCAAACCUGUAACCGCGGUUCCCAAUAUCACCUGGCCUGACCUCAGUGCCCUGCAGUUAUUGAAAUCGCUGCCCGUGGGUGUGGGCCAGAUCUAUGGCUGUGAUAACCCGUGGACAGGGGGCAUUUUCCUGGUCGCCCUUCUGCUCUCCUCCCCACUCAUGUGCCUGCAUGCUGCCAUCGGAUCGCUGCUGGGGAUAGCGGCAGGACUCAGUGUUUCGGCACCAUUUGAGAACAUCUACCUUGGACUCUGGGGUUUCAACAGUUCUCUGGCCUGCAUUGCAAUUGGAGGAAUGUUCAUGGCUCUCACCUGGCAAACGCACAUCCUGGCUCUUGCCUGUGCUCUGUUCACGGCCUACCUUGGAGUCAGCCUGUCCCACGUGAUGGCUGUGGCAGGAUUGCCGGCUUGCACCUGGCCCUUCUGUUUGGCCACACUACUGUUCCUCUUGCUGACCACGAAAAAUGCCAACAUCUACAGGAUGCCCCUCAGCAAAGUCACUUAUCCUGAAGAAAACCGCAUCUUCUACCUCCAAGCCAAGAAAAAAAGGAUGGUUGAAAGCCCUUUGUGA
Messenger RNA from Odobenus rosmarus divergens (Pacific walrus), 1323 nucleotides. RefSeq names its product solute carrier family 14 (urea transporter), member 1 (Kidd blood group) (gene SLC14A1). NCBI's taxonomy places the organism in Eukaryota, Metazoa, Chordata, Mammalia, Carnivora, Odobenidae. Gene Ontology annotation, cellular component: membrane. Gene Ontology annotation, biological process: urea transmembrane transport. Gene Ontology annotation, molecular function: urea transmembrane transporter activity. The record is from RefSeq and is a predicted model, not a curated record.